AUGGAAAUGCAUACUUAUUUUACUCUAAAAAGUUGCUCAACUCUUGCCAACUUUUUGGAGCUUCCCAGGGACUUGAGUUAUUUAAAUUUGACUGGGACAACAAUAGAGGUAUUGCGCUCAUCAAUCAAGCUUCUGGAUGGUCUCUGUAACAUUAAACUGAAAAAUUGCAAAAGGCUUGUGAGCUUCUGGAUGGUCAUUUGGAAGUUGAAACGUCUUCAAUGUCUUGAUCUUACUGGUUGCUCUGAAUUCAAGAACUUCCCAGAAAUCUUCGAGCCUAUGGAACAUAUGGGGUCUCUUAGUUUAAAGGGAACAACAGUUAAAGAGCUACCUUUGUCGAUUGGAAAUCUUAUUAGGCUUCAAGUAUUAGAGCUCUCUGGCUGCGAAAACCUUGAGUAUGUCCCAAGCAGCAUCUACAGUUUAAACUGGCUUGAAUGUCUCAUGUUUGAUGGAUGCUUGAAACUUCAAAAAUUUCCGCCCUUCUCAGGCGGUUUGCUUUCUUUGAAAGAACUAAGCCUCAGUUACUGCAGUAUAUUAGAAAUUCCUGAUUUCCUCCUUAGCUUAACCACAUUGCAAGAAUUAGAUCUAAGUGGAACCAUGAUUGAGGGCAUACGCAGAACCAUCAAACAAUCUUCUGAGCUAUCUAUCUUGAACUAA
Prunus mume (Japanese apricot) is the source of this 654-nucleotide messenger RNA. The record is from RefSeq and is a predicted model, not a curated record. Lineage: Eukaryota; Viridiplantae; Streptophyta; Magnoliopsida; Rosales; Rosaceae.